AUGGACCACGGUGUGCACUACUGUCUUCUAGCUCUUCUUCCUCUUGUGUACUUCCUGCUCAAGUCGUUGUGCAAGAAAGCUCCCUUGGGAUCUGGUAGCCGCCAUGGACUCGAGCUCCCUCCAGGCCCAUGGCAGCUCCCCGUCGUCGGCAGCAUCCACCAUCUCUGCGGCUCCCUCGUGCACCGCCCUCUGCGGGACCUGUCGCUCCGACACGGGCCUCUCAUGUUCGUCAGGUUCGGCGAGGUCCCGGUCAUCGUAGCGUCCACGCCGGACGCCGCGAAAGAGGUGAUGAAGACCCACGAUGCCAUCUUCUCGACGAGGCCACUGAGCUUCGCCAUGAAGACGGUGACCAAGGACCGCCUGGGCAUCGUCCGGGCUCCGUACGGCGAACACUGGCGGCAGCUCCGCAAGAUCUGCACCAUGGGCCUGCCUGCAAGGCGGAGGCGCUCCGGCUGGCGGUUCAAGGUGAAGGACCGGGAGACGUUGCUCCGCUACUUGGACGAGUGCGUCCGGCUGGCCGGCGGGUUCAGGCCCAGAGACCUGUUCCCUUCGUCGUGGCUGGCUCGUGCUCUGAGCCGCCGGGCAGUGCGUGAGGUACAAGCCUACUACCACUCCCUGUUCUCCUUCAUGGAUGGAGUGUUAGGUGAGCACCUAGAGCGACAAAGUUCACGUGAAGAAGAAGACGAAAAACGCGAUGGUCAUCAGAAGGAUUUGAUUGACGUUCUCCUCAGGAUCCAGAAGGAAGGAAACCUUCAGUUCCCUCUCACCACGAGGAUAAUCGAAGCAGUGAUAUUUGAUCUUAUCGGCGGGGCUAUCGAAACAGCAACAACAACGCUGCAGUGGGCGAUGACUGAGCUGAUGAGGAAUCCAGUGUAG
This is a messenger RNA of Miscanthus lutarioriparius, 876 nucleotides long. The record is from the annotation of a GenBank genome assembly. Lineage: Eukaryota; Viridiplantae; Streptophyta; Magnoliopsida; Poales; Poaceae.